GAGAUUCUCCAAAGAAGAACAAGAUCACCCCUCUUUGAGCUAUCGUUUCGCUUAGGAAAUGUGUUGGGCUGACGCGUCUACAGCAGAGACAAGCGAUUCCUCCGUCUGCGUAUCCUCUUUCGGGGAACGAUUCCGAUACAUCUACAGUCUCCCAUAACUCCACUCAACCUCAAAUGACCUCUCCCACGUUACCCUCGAGCCCACUCAUGACUCCCGCUCCAAGCUCUGGUCUCAGUUCCAUAGCGGAGCGCGAGAGGAAAUCUCGGGCUGCCAGUGGAUCAGGUGUAGGCGGAAUCGGAUCGGCAGGAUUUUCCGGCGAAGAGAUGGAUACUACAGAAUUGGAAGACGUAGAGGAGGAAGAAGGAGGCGACGAAGAAGGUGAAGGAGAGGAGAGUGAUGGGGUGGAUGAAGCGAAAGGAGGAGAAUUACAACGAGGUAUGGAGGGCGAGCGGAUGGUCAAGAGUGGCUUCUUGUACAAGAAGCAGGAGAGGCGCAAGGCAUGGAAGAAAAAGUGGUUCGUGUUGCGUACUGGCAAAUUAGCCUACUACAAGGAUGAAAAGGAAUACUCGCUUCGACGAGUCAUCGAUCUCAAGACUGUGCAAACUGUUGCGCCGGUGACCGUCAAAAAGCAUCCGUUCACAUUUGGUAUCGUGACGCCUAAACGGACCUUCUUCGCCAAGGCUCUGUCCCAAGAUGAGAUGGAUGAUUGGGUCAGGACGAUCAACAAUGCCCGUAGGCGCUUGUCUGAGCGAGAAGAGGAGGACAAAUCCCGAAAGGUCAGCGCUGCUACUUCGAACCUCGUUGCGAGUGGUUCUCUUCCUCGACAGGACCGUCGAGCCAGUGUCGACGAUCAAGGUACUUAUCCCGCCAUGACACCAGGAGGAAGCAUGACUACAUCACCAAUCACGAUGACGGGAGGAAACUACCUUUCUCAAGCGGGCUCUCCAAUCGCCUCGUCAUCCACUUCCCCAGCCGUGUCAAAGCCCAUGAACAUACCCAUUCAAUCUGGCGAAUACAAUCUUACCUCCCAAGUGGCACGUUUGAACCUCUCUGGAUCCGUCUCACCUACCAUUUCCAUGGCCCCAAGAUUACCAUCUCAGCGCGUUGUGUCGGGUGCAUCAACUAGACGGGACCCAUCCGCUUCUUCCUAUGGUAGUUCCGCAGCAGCGCCUCAGGAUUAUUUCGGUCCAGCGAUUGUGAAUAAUGCCUUGUCAAACUCUGGAACAACGUGGAGCCAACCUGCGCCAAGUUCAGACGAGGAGAGCUUUUCGGAUCAUCCUCAAAGUUUGGCUGGUACAUCGUUAUCCGCUCAACCGUCGUUGACCCUCAACAUGGGUCAUGUUGCGCCUGUCGAUCCGAAAAAGAUCAUCUUACAGGCGUACCUGAUGAAGAGGAGUAAAGGACGAGGGAGGAAAGUCUGGAGAAAGCGAUGGUUUUACCUGACUUCGCAAGGCUUGACGUACACCAAGUCCCACAUGGACUCUCGUCCACUCCGGUUCAUUCCACUCAGCACUGUCCUUGACGCACUCGAAGUCAACCCCGACGACGACCAAGACCUGUCCGACGAAUCAGAUUCCGACGCCGGAGAUGCGGGUUAUGUUUCACCUGUCCUCUCUCGUCAAUUCACAGGUUCUCGACGAUCACGCAGACCCGAUGACACUGCUCGACCCGAUAAGCCCGGUAUGGGUGAAAACGAACAUUUGUUCCGACUCAUCACUGCCAAACGGACCUUUGUCCUCUGCGCUCCGUCGGAAGAAGACGAGAUCAAAUGGUUAGCCGCAUUCAGAGCUUUGCUCAACCGGGAGAGGGAGAAGAAUAGAUUUUCAGCUACUGGCUCGCCUUUGUCUAGUCCCGCUCUCGAUACGGGUCCCGGCAGAUUCGCCAUGGCUCAGCAACAAUAUCAAAAGGGUCCCAGCGUGGCUCUUUAUCCACCUACGCCGUCCACGACGAGUACCGUGCAACUUCGAUCACCUUCCGUUUCGGAAGGGACCAAUAGUCUUCCUGUCACAGCUACGUCUCAAGGACCGCCCGUGAGUAGCAGUAGUGCAUCAUACACGAAUCCAGGGAUGAGAGCUAGAAGUGCAACAUAUAUCGCCAAGGGGGCAGUGGCGGACGUGACUAGGCGAUUCCAUCCUGAGAAGGAAGGUCAGGCCUGAGGAAGGGGUGGGUUAGGUUUUGUUAUGCCCAUCGUUGUCGUCCUGAGAUCUGGUCUGCUUUUCGUCUUCUUGUAUCGAGCGUCACAUUUCCUUCGCUACGUAUAAUGACGAUCUUGUCUGUAAGGGAGACUGGCAGAUAUGCAUGCAACACUAGCCA
Molecule: messenger RNA, 2313 nt
Organism: Kockovaella imperatae
Lineage: Eukaryota; Fungi; Basidiomycota; Tremellomycetes; Tremellales; Cuniculitremaceae
Exons: 5
Coding region: 174-2156 (660 amino acids)
Source: RefSeq, a predicted model, not a curated record